CCAUAGUAUAACAUAUAUCUGCUGAGGGGAGAGUGAGAAACUCGCCCAUAAUCAAGAUGAGCCUUUUUUGGUUUCUAGUUUUCUCUUCACAUCUUGCAAUAGCAUCUUCUCUUGCAGAAUAUGAAGAUAAUGAUUUAAGGCACAAGCAAGCUGGCAUGCAGCUCAAUUUGUACCAUGUUACAAGUCUUGACUCCUCUCUGACAUCCACAACGCCAUUUUUAUUCUUUGACAUGUUCACAAAAGAUGAGGAGCGUGUGAGGUAUUUUCAUUCCAGAUUAGGUUACAAGGUGGAUGUCACCAAUUCAGGUACUACUACCUCUUCCCAUAAAGAGGGGGAACCAAAACUCUUGAGCACACCAUUGAAAUCAGGUUUGUCAAUUGGGUCAGGCAAUUACUAUGUGAAAAUAGGACUUGGGACCCCUGCUAAGUAUUUCAGCAUGAUUGUAGACACUGGUAGCUCCCUCUCCUGGCUCCAGUGCCAUCCUUGUAUUAUAUUCUGCCAUGAACAGGUUGACCCUAUAUUCAAUUCUUCCACAUCUAAGACCUACAAAGCCUUGCCAUGUUCAUCCUCUCAGUGUUCCUCUCUCAAGGUUUCCACACUCAAUGCUCCCACUUGUUCAAGAGUAUCUCGUUCUUGUGUGUACAAAGCAAGUUAUGGUGAUUCUUCUUUCUCAAUUGGUUAUUUGAGUCAAGAUGUGCUAACCUUAACUCCAUCAGAGACACUAUCAAGUUUUGUAUAUGGGUGUGGACAGGACAAUCAAGGGUUGUUUGGAAGGGCUGCAGGUAUUAUAGGUCUAGCCCAUGACAAGCUCUCCAUGCUUGCACAAUUAUCCAGCAAAUAUGGCUAUGCCUUCUCCUAUUGUCUUCCCACAUCUUUUUCUUCACCUAACUCUUCCAAGGAAGGUUUCUUAUCCAUUGGAAGCUCAUCAUUGACACCAUCAUCAUCAUACAAGUUCACUCCCUUGGUUAAGAAUCCAAAGAUUCCCUCCUUAUAUUUUCUGGAUUUAACAGCUAUUACUGUGGCAGGAAGGCCACUGGUAGUGGCUGCCUCAAGUUACAGGGUCCCUACUAUCAUAGAUUCUGGUACAGUAAUUACAAGGCUACCUAUGCCUGUUUAUACAGCACUGAAAACAGCUUUUGUAAACAUCAUGUCCAAAAAGUAUGCACAGGCCCCAGGAAUUUCUAUAUUGGAUACUUGUUUUAAGGGUAGUGUCAAAGGUAUGUCAGCAGUGCCUGAUAUUCAGAUGAUAUUUCAUGGGGGUGCUGACCUAACACUUAAGGCUCAUAACACCCUUCUAGAACUUGAGAAGGGAAUUACUUGUUUGGCCAUUGCUGCUAGCUCUGGAACUGACCCCAUUGCCAUUAUUGGGAAUUAUCAACAACAGACAUUUAAGGUGGCUUAUGAUGUUGCCAAUUCCAAGAUUGGAUUUGCAGCUGGUGGCUGCCAGUGAUUUCAAGCACUUGUUUCUUCACCAAAGCUGGCUCUGGAUACAAUUUUAUCAAAUGUUGUUUGCAAAUAUAUAAAUUAUAAUAAAGGCCAUAGACUGCU
Molecule: messenger RNA, 1549 nt
Organism: Gastrolobium bilobum
Lineage: Eukaryota; Viridiplantae; Streptophyta; Magnoliopsida; Fabales; Fabaceae
Product: aspartyl protease family protein At5g10770-like
Exons: 2
Coding region: 57-1451 (464 amino acids)
Biological process (GO): proteolysis
Molecular function (GO): aspartic-type endopeptidase activity
Source: RefSeq, a predicted model, not a curated record